Messenger RNA from Polychytrium aggregatum, 1961 nucleotides. RefSeq lists its product as uncharacterized. The record is from RefSeq and is a predicted model, not a curated record. The coding region runs from base 1 to 1518 and encodes 505 amino acids. Lineage: Eukaryota; Fungi; Chytridiomycota; Chytridiomycetes; Polychytriales. The transcript has 12 exons.
AUGACUGGAUCUCCUGAGAACGGCCGCAAGCAGCAAGCAGCCAACAAGCGAGCAUCGCCGACCGAGCGUCCUGCGAGUGCCUCCAAUCCGCAACCUCAAGCUGCUGCUGUCACUCCCGCUGCUGUCACAACCGCACCCACUGUGAAAUCUAUCGCUGGAUAUGUGCCGCCAUCGCCAGGAUACAAGAACAGACCCAAGGAGCUCGGCGUGACCCGGCGAGGUGCAAUGGGCGAGUACGUCCCUUCUUCUGGGAACACGCCGUGCUCGACUCUCGCAAACCCCACUCCCGGUCCGCUCGACUAUGACCCCAAGCUGCCCACCGGGCUGCAAUACUCCAUCCUGGGCAAGCAUCCGCCCCCCAAGAUUGCCGCCAUGAACUGUGGCCCCGGUCCUGCAAAAUACAAUGUCGAUCCGACCAAGAUCACCUUUGACGAAGCCCCACACUGGUCGUUCCGUGCCAAGCUGAAGGACCGAUCCAAGCCCUUGAUGGACAACCCCAGUCCCUUCGCCUACAAUGACGACCAUGGAACCUUUGGCAAGGACAGCCUCAAAUGCACCAUCUCCGGAUGGUUUCCCAUGUCAGCCGAAGAGACACCAGGGCCCGACCGAUACUUUCCAAAGUCCGAAUUUGGGCAUGCUCCCAAAUACUCUUUUGGGCUUGUCGCUCGCCAAGUGGACGACCCGACGCCUGGUCCCCAAGACUACAAGAGCCGGUUCAACCUCUGUCAAAGCAACGCAGCGAAAUACAAAUUCAGGCCUGGGUGCAACGAAUACUAUCCCAAGAUGUCGUCAUCAGCCAAAGCCACCUCUCUGAAGGGAUCAUACAAGGAGAGCAAAGCACUCAAGACACCAGGUCCGGCCAACUACAUCAUGCCAAACACACUUUUUUCGGGCCCCCAGCACUCGCUGACAGGCAGAAACAUUCCAUACGAAGAGGAGCCAACCUAUGUUCCGCCUCCCGGACCUACUGACUACAGCCCUAGCGCUGAUCCGACGAGAGACUGUCCCCCAAUCUACUCAAUGGGCACACGACGGCCAUCACUCUCGAACAAAGCAAUCGACUAUCCGGGUCCGGGGGCUCACCAGCCGCGCGAUCGUCAAGUCCGUGGAAAUGAUUCGCAGCGUGCCACCCUCAAGGGCCGAUGGAGAUCCACGAUCGAAAUCACGCCUGGUCCGGCUGACUAUGAUGCAGCGUGGAAGCCACCGCGAUCGCUGUCUGAUGCCCAGCUGGCGCGGAUGGGAGCGCGCAAGUCGGUUCCAGAACGCAUCAAAAUGGUUAUCGAGGACACACCAGGGCCAGCGGACUACAAUCUCAAGAGCAUGAACUUUACCAAGCGUGCGGGUCCUGCAUACUCUUUGUCGGCGCGCAUCAACUCGAUCAAGCGUGACAAUGUUCCUGGACCCAAUGCCUACGACGCGGGACCAAAGCGCGAUGCCCCCAAGGCAUCGAUGAAGAGCCGCAUGAGUCCGUUUGUGCUCAUGUACCCCACGAGCAGGGUCGAUACUCUCAGGACUUAGGCGUGCCUGCUGAGCUCGGAACAUCGCGUUGGCAGCACCGUCGUGUGCUCCAAACAGUCUGGGCACUUUGAUGCAAAAGUUCCGUUGUGUAUUAUGCACUUGCUGUAUAUCCUCAAAGUGGCAAAUCUCUUGGCUAUUGGCUUUGAGGUGCAGGCAUGCAUAUGGGCUCUUUCCAGGCCGUCGCUCAAUCGAAGCUACCAUCCCAUGCCACCGCCAUCUGUGCCGUCGCCAAGGCCACCCAGGCGUUGGAUAUAGUGCUCUUCAGAAAUAGUGGAUGUGUAAAGGGAGCUGCACAGGCGCCAGACUCGGAUGGCGCCGAGCGAGUCGCCUGUCGCCAGAAGCUGCUUGUCCUUGGUGUUGAAUGCAAGCGCCGUUACCAAACUCGCCGAGGCUGCCGAUGUGCUCGUGCACGAAUACGACUGAACAGGCACGGACUUGGAGUG